AGUCAGGAAACGAAGAAUUGAGGGUGAAUGGAGAAAGGAGGAAGAACAAAUAAAAUAUCAGCAAAGUGGUGUCGCUCGCUCACAUCUUCCCUUCCCCUACAAAAAUAUUCCAGAGAAUAGCAAAAGGGGAAAGCCUUCUCCUUCUCUUCUCCUUCCUCCUCCCCUCUCCUCCUCUCUCUCCAUCCCUGCACACAAUUGGGUUCUCUUUUGUCUCUUUCCCACUUCAUGACGCGUUUGCUUCAAUGGCGGCUCUCGCCAUAGCUUUCGCUUCUUCAUAUCUCUCCCAUCUUAUCCCCGCUGCUCCAGUUUCUCAGUAUUUCUCCUUCUUCUCAUCCACAACCCACAAAACCCAACCUAUGCUGCUCUCCCACCUCCUCGCUUUCUUCUUCUUCUCCUUCGCCUUCUCCCUCUCCUUCUCCUUCUCUCUGUUUUUCCUCUGCAGAAGUCUGAGGAGGCAUAGGCGAGAAGAAGAGCCACUUCUUCUCCGAAACCCGGUUGUCAAAGCCGAAUCUUUGUCGAAAUUGAUUCUAACCCGCGAAAACGAGAACGGCCAUUUGCCUCAUUCCCUCCUCCUCGAAAUUUUGCCAUCCGAUUCCCCAAAAUGGGCUGCUCUGUUUAGCGGUGACCCGGAUGGAGCGGUAUCGGGUCCUGGGGAUGGUUCAUCCGCCGGUGGAGAAUCGCUUAAGUUGAUAAAGAAGAAGAAGAAGAGAGCGAGGAAGAAGCGAUUGGAUUCGAAGGUGGUUGAUGAGAAUGCUGGCGGUGGGUGUAAAGAAGAGAAGGAUUUAGAUGGGCCGGGUUUGGAUUCGGGUUCGUUUAGUGUGAAACCGGAGUUGGUUUGUUUGUACCCGUUUACAUCAGCCAGCAGUGCCACCCAGAGGAAGAUUAAGCAGCAGUAUGACCAACUAGUGAAGUGCAAUGAAAAGAGAGGAUUGACAUUGGCUCAGGUUGCAGAGUUUGCUAAUUGCUUGGUCGAGGCUAGAACCGAGUUGCAGCACAAGUCAGAGGUAAUUAAGCGGAGGUUCACGAUAACCAAAGCUCUAUUAUUCAAGGCAGACAGAUCUUCAAUAGAUCGCCUUCGUCAACAGAUAUACAAGCUAGAAGUAGAACAAAAGAGAUUAGAAGAGGAUGCAUUUGUUUAUAAUUGGCUUCAACAGCAGCUUAAACUCUCACCUGCAUACAAAAAGGCAGAAGAAUGGGAAGUCGCGAACACGGACGAGUUAUUGAGAGAUGGCAUUGCCAUGGUGCGGGUUAUUAGCAAGCUUGACGCUCGAAGUACCACUAGGAAUCACGGUUUUCCGUCACCACCUGGUGGCCUGCUGCUUGUGAGCACGAGGUGUUGAACUGAAGGAAUCGGGACUCUGCUAAUACUGCUGGUUGCGCAUGGGUCUUCCCAUGCAAGCUAAUUAAUGUCCUGUAGGAGUAGUGUCUCCAUGAAUUUUGGCCUUUUUUUUUGUGGUAAUAAUGGUUUCUUUACAGUUGUUUGCUGAGACCUUGGGUGGAUGGCCUAAUCCAGCAUGUGCCUAGGGCUGUGCCACAGGUUUAUCAGUUACAUCCCCAGGUUUAUCAGUUGCAUAAUGUAACAUCACUAAAUUGAGAUGGAAGCUCAUUUGAUGAAAUGAGAUUGGUAAUGGUUUCUGGAGGGCUUAAGGUUCUUAAAGAAUGAUGGGUAUUUGAGU
This is a messenger RNA of Linum tenue, 1676 nucleotides long. The record is from the annotation of a GenBank genome assembly. NCBI's taxonomy places the organism in Eukaryota, Viridiplantae, Streptophyta, Magnoliopsida, Malpighiales, Linaceae.